Podarcis muralis (Common wall lizard) is the source of this 3966-nucleotide messenger RNA. It is a transcript of the gene ADRB3, whose product is annotated as adrenoceptor beta 3. Gene Ontology annotation, biological process: positive regulation of MAPK cascade; adenylate cyclase-activating adrenergic receptor signaling pathway; norepinephrine-epinephrine-mediated vasodilation involved in regulation of systemic arterial blood pressure. Lineage: Eukaryota; Metazoa; Chordata; Lepidosauria; Squamata; Lacertidae. Gene Ontology annotation, molecular function: epinephrine binding; beta3-adrenergic receptor activity. Gene Ontology annotation, cellular component: plasma membrane. The record is from RefSeq and is a predicted model, not a curated record.
GGGGUAGGGCGGAGAUGCAGGAGAGCUGUGCCCGGGGCGUGUCCCGUCUCUCCCUCCAGGCUCCCUGCGCCUUUAAGGACUCCUCCUCUCCGCAAUCCCCACCGAAGGGGAGGGAGCCGUCCCUGCCGAGGCGCCUUCCGUCUCCCCAGGAGCAUGGGCUGGGCUGCCGAGCCAGAAGCAGCGGGCCACCAGUGUCCGACGCGCGCGGAGCCCGCUCUCCCUGCGCGACAGUGGCGGAGCGCGGGCCCGUCGAACUAAAGCCGUCGAGGAGCUGCCUGCAGCUAGGCGCGCCGAGCUUGGCUCCCGUCGCCGUCUUAGCCGCGAUGGCUCCUCCUUGGCCGCCCAACGGGACGUGGCUGGGGGCAGCGGGCGCGGCGCCGUCGGGCAACGGCAGCAACUGCUCCGGGGCGGCGGGCAGCCUGGGCCGGCAGGGGGCGUUGGGCGCCGCUCUCAGCCUGGCCGUGCUGGUGACGGUGGCGGGCAACCUGCUGGUGGUGGUGGCCAUCGCCAAGACGCCGCGCCUGCAGACCAUGACCAACGUGUUCAUCACGUCGCUGGCGUGCGCCGACCUCAUCAUGGGCUUGCUGGUGGUGCCCCCGGGCGCCACGCUGGUGCUGAGCGGCCGCUGGCCCUUCGGCACCACGGGCUGCGAGCUGUGGACGUCCCUAGACGUGCUGUGCGUGACGGCCAGCAUCGAGACCCUGUGCGCCAUCGCCGUGGACCGCUACCUGGCCGUGACGGCGCCGCUGCAGUACGAGGCGCUGGUGACCAAGGGCCGCGCGCGCGGCGUGGUGUGCCUGGUGUGGGCCGUGGCCGCCUUCAUCUCCUUCCUGCCCAUCAUGAACCACUGGUGGCGCGACGGCGCGGACGAGGAGGCGCUGCGCUGCUACGAGGACCCGCAGUGCUGCGACUUCGUCACCAACAUGCCCUACGCCAUCCUGUCCUCCAUCAUCUCCUUCUACGUGCCGCUGCUGGUCAUGCUCUUCGUCUACGCGAGGGUCUUCGCCGUGGCCACCCGCCAGCUGCACGCCAUCGAGAAGGACAAGGGCAGGUUCCUCCACGACGCCGCCAAGGGCUCCCGUCGCCGGAGACCCUCCCGGCUCCUGCUGGCCAUCAAGGAGCACAAGGCGCUCAAGACCUUGGGCCUCAUCAUGGGAAUCUUCACCCUCUGCUGGCUGCCCUUCUUCGUGGCCAACAUCCUCAAGGUCUUCGCCAGGACGCUCAUCCCCGACCAGCUCUUCCGCUUCUUCAACUGGCUGGGCUACGCCAACUCGGCCUUCAACCCCAUCAUCUACUGCCGCAGCCCCGACUUCAGGUGCGCCUUCAAGAAGCUCCUGUGCUGCCCCAGGAGCGCCGAUCGCCGCCUCCACGCCGUCUCCAAGGACCUGCGCCGCUGCCCCUGCGCCUUCAGCCCCCGGGCCCCGUCCGAGAAGGAGGGCGAGCCCAUCGCCAAGGGAGCCAGAGAGGACGAGGACGAGGAGGAGGAGGACGUGGGCUCCAGCAGCGCCAGCAGCCGCUCCAGCAGCCGGACUGGCGAAACGAAGCUCUUGUACCUCGCCAGCAAUGGGCACGGCUGCGCGCAGCGCCCCCUGCGGGAAGCCCAGCUUCAAGGCACGCAGAUCACUUUGUGCCCGCAGCUGGAAGAAUUUCCCACCAAAGAAGUGACAGAUUGUCCUAGAAUGUGAGAGAAGGAAGAAGCCAAAGAAAAUACAGACAGCAAUGCAAGCUUGGCUGGGAGGGGUCUGGAUCUCCUGAUCGCCAAAUAAUUAUAAUUGACUCUACAUCAGUGUUCAGAAAAGGAGGAGGAGGAAAAACUCCCUUUUUAAAAUAACCAGUUUGUUCCUUUUGUGUUCAGUUUGGGGAAUGGCUAUCAUGUAUUCCCCAGAGACAGUGAAGUUGCCGUCAUCUGAUAAGGAUACUCCAGAGGGGGGUAUUUUGGUUGAGAAAGGGCAGGAGUAGUUACUCUGGAUCCCAGAAUCGUCAGCUAUAAUUUAACUUGCUAGUUAAAUUACAAAUCCUAGAAGCAAUUCUGUCCCUUUAAUACUGUUUCUCCACCCAAGAUAUUCACUGCUGGUUUAACAUGGAACUUACACUGAGGGAAUACAAGUCCUUCAUCCAUAGUCCGGCUAUAAGUCGCUUCUAUGGGUGCUUACUUGACAUGUAUAGAUGUCUAUCUUUUUGAUGCUGACUCAGGUAUUUUGAAAUGCACACGUCAUAAUUCCCCUUUCCUCCAGCAGCCAGUCAUUGUGAAGAAGGAACAACAACACUUUAAGCAAGUCACGAUGGCUGGAUGAAGCCAUUCCUUAAUGCAGUUUCAUACUUACAACAGAGGCAGCGAAGGUGUGUCCCUUCCUGACGUUGAUGUCGUCCAACUUCCAGCAGCCAUAGCAAGCAUGGCCAAUGGUCAGGGAUGUUAGGAGUAUUUGGAGGGCUCCAGGUUCUCUGCUGCUAAUCUACCAAUAGGCAAACGUAGCAAAGGUGGGGGGUAGGGAUAUGGAUUUUGUCAUGAUUGGUUUUGACAGUGAUGGUCAAGGAUCAAACAAGGGUGAAUAUGGAAUCAUGCUUCAAGACAGCCAUCUCCAACCCAAUGCUCUCUAGAUAUUUUGGACUACAAGUCACAUCAACCCCAGUCAAUGGACAGAAAUGAUGGGAUCUGUAAAAUAAAAUAUAUGGAGGGCACCAGGUUAGGGAAGACUGCUUUAGGCACUGUUGUUCUGCAGUGAUGGCGGAGAAUUAACAGGGGUGGGCUGUCUUAUCACCACAUUUCAGGGUUUCCAGCAUUUCAGCUGGUCGUUUUGAUUUGCAGGUGCUAAUUUGCAGGUGCUAAUGUUUAUAGCAGUAUGCCGUCAAAAGCUUCCCCUGCUGAUUCUUAGGGGCUGAAACCUGUAAAGCAGGUGUAGGGAACCAGUGGUGAACUACAACUCCCAUCAGUCCUAGUCAUUGCCCAUAUUUUCUGGGGCUGAUGGGAGUUGUAGUUCAGCAACAUCGAGGCUGUUUCCCACCUGCCUGGCUAGGCAGCAACCCUGCUAUAGCUCAAUGGCAGAACACAUGCUUUACACACAGAGUGUCCCAAGGUUCUCCAAUUCAGCCAUCAGGUGACAGCUGACCUCUGCCAGAGACCCUGGAGAGGCACUGCUGGCCAGAGUAGACAGCACUGGGCUAGAUGGAUCAAUAGCCUUUGCUGAUAGUCAUUUCCAGAAAAAUUGCAUCUGUUGGAUUUCUCUCUCAUGCAGUUUCAAAAUCCCAGGGUGGGACUGAGGAAUGACAGUCUAGCUGCUGUGAAAUUUGGUGCCCUAUACUGCUGAUUGAUCCAUCUACAGUAUUUGUCUGGUCCAACUUUGACUGCAAACUUUCACCAUAUAGCUGCGACUUCCAAGGGGCCAGAUGCAAUUCAUCCAAGCCUCUUCCAAUCCAACAGAUUUGCCGUCAAGAAGCUAUCCCAUAAGGACAUAAUCUCUCUCUCUCCCUCUGUUGAGCGGCCAGUUUCAGAGGAGAACAAGGAUCCUCUUAGCAGAGCUUUGGCAAAGGCCCUUUUAGCUGUUUAGAAGAGCAGGAAAUAUUGGCACACAUAGCUUGCCAGUCAGGAGUGUGUGAAGCUGCUUCUGUUGACAUUUCCUGAUCUACACAACUGUUAGAGUCCCGUGAGUUCUGAUGUCUCAAAGCAGUUGGCGGCAUUUUAGAAUGAGCUACAAAAGCUGCAGCAGCUGCCAGUCAGUAUAAAUAAGGGACCAACAGGGCCGGCCCACCCAAGAGGCAGACUGAUGUGGCCACCAUGGGUGGUGGAAUGCCGUGGGGCAGUGCCUGCAUGGGCAAUUCCACCCAUCCCUGGAGAAGGAAGGAGAAGUGGUGGCAUCGUCCGGCAGGAUUUUGCCAGGAGCUACUGCAGCUGUGUAGGGACGCAGGUGGUGCUGUGGGUUAAACCACAGAGCCUAGGACUUGCCGAUCAGAAGGUCGGCGGUUCGAAUC